GCAGCCGCUGGGAAAGCUUCCCUUGGGAGCUGCAUUGAGAUGGCGGAUCGCGGCAGGAAGGCUGAGCCUGUAGACAACAGGCUUUGCCAUGAAAGAUGGCUGGAGCACUGUAGGCGGAUCCACAAGGAGAAGUUGAUGUGUAUUAAGAAUGGCACUGGGCAUGGGUGCAGGAAUGCGCCCAUAUCCCAUGAGACCUCCUGGGUUGGCGGGACGCCACUGUGGAACAGAUUGGAAGCUGCAAAUGGACGCUGCCCGUGCGGCAGAGAAAGCGAAGUACCGAUUCUUCUAUGAGAAAGCAUUGAAGAGGGAGGAGGAAGAGAAAGAAAAGGAGAGGGAGGAAAAGGUAAAGGCUCAUGAAGCCAUUUUUUGUACCGUGCCUGCCCUGACCGAUGCGGAGGUGGAAGAGAAAACCGUUCCACUCCUCCGGGCUUUGGUGGACGUCUGGACUGUUGAGGACCACACUGGCCAACUCGCGAAAGUGUUCGACGAACUUAAGAAGUUGCGCGAGGACAUGGCCCUGAUGGCGCAGCAGCACCGUGACCAGAUGCAACAGUUUGCUAAUGUGCAGCCAGACCAAAGCAUACUUCUGUCUACCUAUCCUGCUUCUAGUGCUGCGUGUCAGUCUGUUUUUGCCCCUCUAGAUGUGUCUUCUUCUACUUCUUCUUCGUCUUUGAGUGUGGCUAACAGCCAAUCCGGAUCUGCAGCAGGUCCAGACCCCGCUGCUGCUGCUGCUGCUGCAGCGGCAAGUGAAAGUGCAGGGAAUUCUGGAACUGUUGCAGUCCCGAGUUCGGACCAGACAAUGGCUGGUCUUAGCGGCAGCUUUGCUUACAUUGACAGGAAGGCGGCGCAGAUUCCGUCCAAGUAUGACGGAAAGGACAACAUCGAGUCUUGGAUCAGCUCCAUGCGAUCCUACUUUGAUGUGUUGGGGACCCCCCCGUCAACCCAGUCGUCUAUCCUAGGGACUAAUGUGGAGCUCGUCGUGAGGGGUUUCUUGGAAACCCAAGUUGUCCAAUCAGGCUAUAAAAGAAUAGACCUGAACAAAUGGUUGAAGGCUACGCCUACCGCCACGCUCGAGGAUCUCUUGAUCAAACAGUAUGCUGAUCCACAUGCUGCAGCCAAAGCUAGACUUGAGCUUGACAAGCUCAAGCACAGCAAGUGGACCGGCACCAUGCAUAGCCUGCAGCAGUAUGUUAGUAAACUCUUUGCUACUUCGGAUCUGGAGAUGACUGCGCAGUCUUGUUUGGAUGUGAUAAAAGGUACGGUCCCCUCUACUCUAAAAGAUCGCCUAGGGCUCGGACUCAGCGCAUAUACAGAUUGGCUUACCCUCAUGCGGGAUUUAGUCAAGCUGGAGGCACACGACCUCCCGGGUGGAUCAAGUGGCAAAAAUACCACCAGCCGCAAACGGUUUCCAGGCAGCAACCGUUUUGCAGCACACGAUCUGCUUGAGGCUGACGAGGAGACCCUGGUGGAGGAAUCUUCUCUUGAUGACGAUCAAGAGCAAGAGUGCGGGGCAUCUUGCUCUUUGUCAGCCCAUGAGUCUGAGUAUGUGAACGACGAUGAAUCUAUAAAUGCCUUUAAAAAGACUGCCUUUAAAAGUGGAUGUAAAGUCUUCAGCAAGAUCGAUCUCAAGUCUGGCUACCACCAGAUUGAAGUCGAUCCUGCAGACCAGCAUAAAACUGCAUUCAAAACUUGCGAUGGGCUGUACGAGUUUACAGUCAUGCCCUUCGGUCUCACGAAUGCGCCAGCCACCGUUCAAAGUCUCAUGGAUAAGGAGGAGGAGGAUGUAAUGAUCCAGAAGGACGAAGAGGAGAACUACGAGAAGGAUGGAGGAGAAGGAGAACGACGAGGAGACUGGAGGAGGAGGAGCGUGACGGAAGAUGGAAGAGGAGGAGCGUGGCCGAAGAUGGAGGAGGAGGGCGCUAAGAUGGAGGGGCAUAAGGAGGAGCAGGCCGCUACGAUGCAGGCCGCUAUUAUGGAGGAGGAGGACGAAGAAGAGGUGGUGGCUACGAUGGAGGAGGGAGAGGAUGAUACGAUAUGGUAUAGAAAUCGGGGCAUGAAGAGUAACCGUGAGUAUAGCGGUGGUGGAGUGAAGGUAGGAGCUGAAAUGAGUCAUGGUAGCGUAGACUUUCUCAAGGGGCUUGUGGUUGGGUCGUCGAGAGAGGGCAUCAACGACUCGGUUGCUUUUGCCGGGGGUGUGAUAGAUGAACUUUCGAUCUUUGAGGAUAGAGAGGACUUGGCGAAUGUGUUGAAGGUGAGACUCAAAGGUGGGACUAACGAUGACACGAACUUUGAGAAGGGCACGAAAGAUGUGAUUCAUAAUAGACUGGAAGGUCGUUGGGGCAUUUGUGAGGCCAAAAGGCAUCACAAGGAACUCGUAAUGCCCAAAGCGAGAGCAAAAGGCAGUCUUAUGAGGAUCCUCUUUGCGAAUGCGGAUCUGGCUGAAGCCUAUGCGAAGGUCGAUCUUUGUGAAGUACUUGGCUCCACGGAGGCGAUCAAGAAGCUCGCAGAUGCGAGGCAAGGGGUACUUGUUCUUGAUCGUGAUCCGGUUGAGGGUGCGAUAGUCUGUGCACAUGCGGAGUUCGAAGGUUCCGCCUUUCUUGACGAAGAGGCAACUUGUACUGAAGGGGGAGGAGCUUGGCUUAAUGAAUCCUUUUUCAAGGAGUUCAUUGAGUUGUCGCUGCAUUUCUCUGGCCUCGGGAACAGAGAGCUGGUAGGGUGGUCAACAUGGAGGAGUGUGAUCGGUUUCCAAAUCAAUGGUAGGGUGAGGAAAGUAGGGAAUGUCAAGGGUAGAGUCGGGGGGUGUGGUGAUGCGAAAGAAGGUGAGAUGGAAUGUGGGCGGAUGGAAGUGGAAGAAGUCGGGGGUGGGGAAGAGUUACUGGAGGACGGGGUGGUUGAUGAUGACGAAGGAGGAGGAGAGGUGGAGGGAGGCGUGGUGGUGGAGGUCGGAGACGAGGAUACUGCGGACGAUGCAGUAGAGGAUGCCGCUGCGCUAGACAUUGCUACUGCUCUGCCUGCUGCAGCAGCCUGUUCCCUAGCUGCUAGGUUCGCUUCUGCCCUCGCUGUUGCAAGAGCACGGGCUCUACGUUUGGCACGAAGCCGUGCUUCGUCUCCCGGUUAUAGGGUCUGGAACACGAUUGGAGUGAGCACCACUCCCUAUAGUAAAGAGCGAGAGGAGAAAGUGGUCUCCGUUUUGAGGGAAAGAAAGGAGAGAAUGGAGAAGCGGGAACUGAUCAAGCAUGCAAAGAUGUUGGCCCUGCUAGAGGAGCAGGAGGCGAAGAAAAAGCAGUUGGAGGAAGAACUGGAAAGAUGGAAGAAGGAGCAAGAGGAGAAGAUGGAAACAAUAAAGGCAAAGGUAGAAGAAGAAGAAGAAGAAGAAGAAGAAGAAGAGGUUGCGGAAGAAGGAGCCUUGCAAAGACGAAGAGGGGAGUACAAGCAAAUAUUCAUUAGAGGAAGUGGAGAAGACAGUGGAAGAAUGGGAAGCACAUAUAGAGAUAUGAUGAAAUAUCUUGUGGACCAGAUCCACCUUGCGAUCAGUAGGACAGAAAAGUUCUGCACGGGCGCGAUAGAAGGCACCAAGCUAGCGGCUUCCAAGGAAGAGGAUCCUGCCCCACACCGCGAGAAGGUCAAAGUCCGUUUCCCUGAACCCUUCAAUGGGAAGACGAGGGAGGGCUUUGACAAUUGGGAAGCUGACAUCAACUCUUAUCUGUACUUAGAGGGCCGCAACUUCAAAAGAUGCACAGGUGGAAUUCAUUACUUUUCUUUCUCCCAUGGCUCUGAGAUUGAAUUGGAGAAUCGGCUGCUGCUAGAGAAAAUGACUCGGAUCAUGCAUCGCACUGUGGAACCUGACAAGGGAGCGCAGUGUCUCAACGUUGGCACGGAUGAUUCUAAAGUGAGGGGCCAGGCUAAUCUGCGCGCGGCUGUUUUCAGCCGUGUGAUCGCAUCGAUCGCACGACCGAAAACGCCGCGCCAGAUUGCUGGGCUGCUCCAAAAGGAGCAAGCCCGGAGGUGCGGCAUGUUGGAUUUGAUCCCAGUCUCUAUCAGGUGCGCGUGCAUGCUUACACGUGCGUUAUGCGCCGCACAUGCGGAGCUCGCACGCAGGCGAUACGCCGCAGGGCCCGCAGCCGUCAUGGACCAGAAGUCUGGGGAAACAGACGAGGCCUAUCAGGCCCGGAUGCUGGCUUGGAGUACCGAAACCAAGAGACGGGCAGAUGACGUAGCAACCGCAGCGAAGAAGAAGGCAGAGGACGCCGAGAAGGCACGUCUGCUGGCAGUUGAACAGCAGCGCCAGCGUGACGAGGCAGCAACAAAGGCUGCCGAUGAAGAACGAGUUCAACGUCAUGAGAAGAUAUUUAGCGGAGAGCAAGUUUUGCUCACAAUGGCAGCGGAUUGGCGGGCCGAGGCCGAGAAUGGCAAGAUGGAAGAUAGUGAAAACAAGAUCGCUCUACUCCUCUCCCAUCUCACGGACCUCCUGGCAACAUGCAUUACACAGCAGGAGGACAUACACAGCCUCGACGACGCGCUGACUCAAGUCCACAGCCGCCUCCGGCAGCUGGAGCAGCGACCUGUCGCCGCCCCCGAUGCCAGCUCUUCCAACACCUCCGAUCGCCUCGAAGCAUUGGAGGUUGACGUCGGCUCCCUCAAGGACGGCGUGCACGAAGACAAUAUGGCCGAGGUAUUCGACGCUCGAAGCGGCAAACGUACAUUUGCUGAGCUUGGCGUAGAAUUUUUGCUCUCGGAGGAUCGAGAGGACUUAGCGGAGGUGCUGAAGUUGGGACUCGAAGGUGGGACUGAAAACAAGGAUGUCAUCAAGGUAGACGACAACACAGACUUCCAGGAGGUUGCGGAAGAUGUGGUUCAUGGUAGAUUGGAAGGUAGUGGGGCCAUUGGUGAGUCUGAAUGGCAUCACGAGGAACUCAUAGUGCCCGAACCGAGAGCGGAAGGCGGUCUUGUGGGUGUCCUCCUCGCGGAUACGGAUCUGGUGGAAGCCACUGCGAAGGUCGAUCUUGGUAAAGUACUUGGCUCCACGAAGACGAUCAAGGAGCUUGGAAAUCCGAGGGCUCGACAGGACUACGGUAGCGUCUCAUGUCAAGUACACGAGCAGCGUAAUGAUGACAAUAUGCAGCGAUGUCAACAUGAAAAUGUGAGCAACAAGUACGCACAUGUAGUGCUUGCCCAGGGCUGGAAGCUGUACCGGUCGACACUCCAACUGAAGCCUGGAAUUCGCAUUGAUUCAAAUAUGAACCCUUACAUUGACUCUCGGUAUGGUAAAGCAAAUGCUAUCUGAAUGUUUCAAUCUUCUCAUUAACAAACGAAUUUUGUUUUC
Chara braunii is the source of this 5323-nucleotide messenger RNA. The record is from the annotation of a GenBank genome assembly. Lineage: Eukaryota; Viridiplantae; Streptophyta; Charophyceae; Charales; Characeae.